Messenger RNA from Saccostrea echinata, 2418 nucleotides. RefSeq lists its product as uncharacterized. Bases 82 to 2166 code for a protein of 694 amino acids. Gene Ontology annotation, cellular component: plasma membrane. The record is from RefSeq and is a predicted model, not a curated record. Gene Ontology annotation, molecular function: oxidoreductase activity; copper ion binding. Gene Ontology annotation, biological process: iron ion transport. Lineage: Eukaryota; Metazoa; Mollusca; Bivalvia; Ostreida; Ostreidae. The transcript has 14 exons.
GUAGGGUCUCAUUAAAUUUAAAAAUACCUGCCAAAAGUGCACCUUGCAAAAGGUCAACCAGCAGUAGAAAGGAGAACCAGAAUGAUUCUGAAGCUACUUUUCUUUGUCCUCUUCCUAUUUGAAUGCCAAUGUCGAGUGGUGAGACCUCACCAGAACUGUGUAAAUAAUGUCUGUUACUUUGAUUUUAACGUUGACUACAAGUUCACCAUGAUGUGGUACAACUACACAAAUAUUCUCAGUCCGGAGUUUUAUCCUGUUUUAAUGAAAGACGGAAUACUUCAAAGGCGGAUUACAAGUAAUGAAUGUGGAGAUACAUUCGUUCCAUUAACCAUAGAAGAAUUCAAACAAAAUGUCAGUCCUGGAGAUGGAAAUUACAGAAUGGUAUACGCUAUCAAUGGUCAGAUUCCCGGACCAGAUGUUGUUGUCUUUGAGGACCAAAUCGUCUCUGUUCGUGUGCACAAUCAUCUGAAAAUUGAAACGGUGACUAUUCACUGGCAUGGCAUGGUUCACAGAGGUACACCGUUUAUGGACGGCGUAGAUAUGAUAACCCAGUGUCCCAUUUUACCAGGACAAACAUUUGAGUACAGAUUUGUUGCCACUCCUGUUGGCACUCACUGGUAUCAUGCACACACCAAUAGCAUGAGAAAUGACGGAUUGGCAGGUGCCCUUAUUGUAUUGCCUAGAAUUAGACCACCUAUUAUGUUUCCGCAUGAUCCCAUACCUGAUGUGGAUGCAGAAUUUUCAGUAAUCGUGCAGGACUGGACUAAAAAGGCGACAUUAGAAAAGUUUUAUCCUAAGGGGGGAUUGGGACUUUUGGAUGAAUAUGAUGGAACAUGUCUGCCACAAGUUGUGCGUCCAGACGGAUCUUCUAAUAGAUUCCAAUUACACGUGGGCCUUGUAAAUGGUCUUGGAAGAAGAUACAUAAAUAACGAUCCAAAUUUUCCAGAAAAGCCUUAUAUUCCUUUGGAGACUUUCACCGUAACACAGAACCGUUAUUACCGGUUCAGGGUGACUAACGUAGGCAUCGUGUCAGCAUUUGAAAUUUCCAUAGACGAUCAUACACUCAUGAUUGUUGCUUUCGACGGAAAUGACGUAGUGCCAUUCAAAGCUGAUGUCGUCACCAUAUCUCCGGCUGAGAGGGUUGAUUUCAUUGUAUUUGCUGGACGUCCGAUAAAUAAUUACCAUAUCAACUUUAUAACUGCCUCGACGAAAUGUUCAACAGGGGAAGAGUUAACCAACAGACAACGUACGUACGGAGUCCUAAAUUAUGUUGGUAUUGAUAAGUAUCUUCCUCCAAUGAUCCGUCCAAGACAAUGUACAAAUUUUAUGCCGUGUGUUGUACUUAAUCAAGUUUAUGGAGUUUACCCAGUAAACCAACACACAAUAAGUGUACCGGUUACAAGUCUUAAGCCAACUCCUUUGGUCCUUAAGAAAAAUCCAGUCCCGCGUGUUGGGCCAGGAGUUACCAAACAGUUGUUUUUCCUUAAUUUCUUUCUCUUAGAGGGAAGACCAGUUAUUAAUAACAUUAAAUUUCGCAUGCCAACUUCCGCACUACAGACCUACCCAGGUCCAGAAGCUAUUGUUCCUUGUGGACCUGACACUUGUAAUGCAAAGGGUUGUAGAUGCACACAUAUGCUGAAACUCGGAUUAGGAAAUAUAAUCGAUUUCGUCCUUUUCUCUUUUAGUGAUGUUAAAGCUGCCCAUCCAGUUCAUUUACAUGGGCAUCAUUUUCAUGUCCUUAAAAUCGGAUACCCGCCAUAUGAUUUCAUUACCGGAAAUACCACUGCACGAAAUCCGGAUAUAACAUGUUUAGACGAGCCUUGUACAAGAGCAACAUGGACGAAUCCCACGUGGAAUACUGGAAAUAUCCCUGGCUUAAACUUAGUGAAUCCCAUUGUUAGAGAUACAGUCGUUGUUCCUGCAAACGGUUACGUCAUAAUAAGACUAAAAGCUGAUAAUCCUGGUUUUUGGUUUAUGCACUGCCAUUACGGACAUCAUCAAACGCAAGGCAUGAACUUGGUCAUGCAGGAGGGUGAUAUUAAGGACAUGCCCCAAAUUCCCCCAAAUUUUCCUACAUGUAAUAACUUCCAGGUUCACCCGGAACAAUGGUUGAUGUCCCUGAAGAGAGAAGAGGCGAAACGAAAGUCAUUGGGUUGCGACUAUUAAAAUCGGAAAAUAAUAAAAGUCCAUGUAUGUGUGAAAAUAAAAAAAAAUGCUUUUUUACAAUAUACAUUGUAAAAGAUAAUUUUCCUAGUAAUGUUUGGGUGAAUUUGAAUUUUCAUGCAUUUUUAGCUGUAAUUGGCUUGGAGGUGGUCCCAUGUAAUAAAAAUACAAUUAUGUAAUAAUUAUAUUACUGUUUGUUUAUGAGAGAUAAAAUUCUCCGUUAAAAUUACAUUGAAAUGAGUUCUUUUAUUACAA